Pristis pectinata (smalltooth sawfish) is the source of this 2220-nucleotide messenger RNA. RefSeq lists its product as uncharacterized. NCBI's taxonomy places the organism in Eukaryota, Metazoa, Chordata, Chondrichthyes, Rhinopristiformes, Pristidae. The transcript is spliced from 4 exons. Bases 1 to 2220 code for a protein of 739 amino acids. The record is from RefSeq and is a predicted model, not a curated record. Gene Ontology annotation, molecular function: GTP binding.
AUGGUUGAAAGCGCCUCGGCUCAUCAGAGCUCUCAGGACGGUGCUUUUCGUCAGUCCAGUGACGUUCCGAGUCCGACCAACCUGCUGAGAGUGCUGGAGGGGGCUGCCAGCGAGACCUUCCGUACCACUGACAUCCUGCAGUCCCUCGUCAGCUUUCUCUGUGUGUCUCGGAGUGUGGUUAUGUGGGGCCAGGACAUCCUUUCUCUGCAAAUCUCCCCACUUGCAUCGAUGUCAACUCCAGUAUCUGCUGAAAGCGCCUCGGAUCAUCAGAGCUCCCAGCACCGGGCUUUUAAUCAGCCCAGUGAGGCUCCGAGUCCGACCGACGUGCUGAGAGUGCCGGAGGGGGCUGCCAGCGAGACCAUCCGUACCACCGGCAAGCCGCAAUCCCCCGUCAGCUGCAGACAGAGGGGUCAUCCACCAGUCACAGCAGUUGGGUCCAACACGAAGAGUGGACUGUGGGAGGAAGGAAAGACAACAGACAGCCAAUGUCACUAUCAUUCAAAGGCUCUGAAACCUAAUGCAGUCAACAGAGUCCGAGUGUCUGCUGACUGUGGAGAAGCAGGUUCCAGUGCACCAACUGAAGCAGCUUCAACAAAGACAGAAAAUGAAGCAACCAGAAUAGCCCAGAAACGUCACAGAGAAACCAAAUUAAUAUCCAAAGGACACCCUUCCAUUUACAAGCUGAACCUGCGGAAGGAGGUGCUUGAUCAGUCCGGACACCUUGCGAAAUGUUCCUUUGGAAAACGCAACAUAAAAUGCACAAUUAAGACAAUUAUGGUUCUGGGAGCAACAGGGUCGGGGAAAACGACCCUCAUCAAUGGGAUGAUCAACUACAUCUUGGGCGUGGAAUGGACGGACGACUUCAGAUACACGUUAAUACACGAAGAGACAGGAAAAUCCCAGGCUGAAAGUCAGACAUCCUCCAUCACUGCCUACCAACUCCACCAUCAGAAAGGAUUUAAAAUCGAUUACUCUCUGACUAUCAUUGAUACGCCUGGAUUCGGAGACACCAGGGGGAUAAGCCGAGAUCAACAGAUCACUGACCACAUCCGUGAGUUUUUCACCUCCCCACAGGGUGUUGAUCAGAUCGAUGCCGUGUGUUUUGUUGUUCAAGCCUCUUUGGCUCGCCUGACUCACACACAGAAAUAUAUCUUCGAUUCAAUUCUUUCUAUUUUUGGCAAAGAUAUUGCGGAGAGCAUUCAUAUACUGGUGACAUUCGCAGAUGGACAGUGUCCUCCCGUUCUAGAGGCUUUGCAAGUAGCUGAAGUACCGUGUCCCAAAGAUAAAAACGGUAGGCCAGUACACUUCAAGUUUAACAAUUCUGCCAUAUUUGCUCAGCAAGAGGAUGAUGAUAACUUUGAUGCGAUAUUCUGGAAGAUGGGAGCAAACAGUAUGAAGAAAUUCUUUCAGGCUCUGACUACAAUGAAAGCAAAAAGUUUACGUUUGACCAAAGAGGUUCUGAAGGAACGUCAGCAGCUGGAGGCUGCAGUGGAGGGUUUGCAAAAAAAGAUCAAAGUCAAGCUGACCAAAAUGGAGGAACUUAGGAAAACGCAGCAGGUUAUCAACCAACACCAGACCGAACUGGAUGCAAAUAAAGACUUUGAGUAUGAGGUUGAAAUUACAGUUGCAGAACAGGAGGAUAUCAGUGGGACUGGAAAUUACAUAACCAACUGUCAGAAAUGUCAAUUCACCUGCCACUAUCCCUGUAAAAUUCCUAAUGAUGAUGAAAAAAGAGGAUGUGCAGCAAUGGACAGGGAUGGGAACUGUGAAGUCUGUCCCCAAAACUGUGUCUGGAGUGUUCACUUCAACCAGAAGUACAGGUUUGAGUAUAAAACAAAGAAGGAGAAGAGAACAUACAACGAGCUGAAAGAAAAGUAUGAGAAGGCCAAUGGUAAGAAGAUGACAACACAGAAAGUCAUGGAGGCACUUGAGAUUGAGUUAGCUGAGGUUCGGAAUGCAGUGCUGGAGCUGAUACAACAAUUAUCACAGAGCAUUAGAAGACUUGAGGAAAUAGCUCUGAGACCAAACCCGUUAUCCACCCCAGCUUACAUUGACCUCCUGAUUCAGUCUGAGAAAGAUGAGGCAAAGCCUGGGUUCAUGGAGCGAAUUCAGGCACUGCAGGAGGUCAAGGAACGGGCAGAGUUAAUACAGAAAGUUGCCAAUGGAGAGAUGUCAGCAGAGGAUGUGAAGCAAAAUAGAAAGGGAUCUCAUGGACUGUAA